CAUAGUAGUUUUUAGUAUAUUUACAAACUGUGCAACCAUCAUCACUAAUUCAGAACAUUUUCAUCAUCUAAAAAAGAAAUCUCAUACCCAUUAGCAGUCGCUCUUCUUUCCUCCUCCCCCAAGUCCUUGGGAAUGUACUACUUGUAUUACAGUUUUAAUUUGUGUUUCUCUUUUUUUUAAUAUUGAAAACAAAAUAACAUUUUUAUUUACAGAUGAUGUAAUUUUUACUAGGAAUUUGUGUUUCUAUUAUGAGUAAUGUUCAACAUAUUUUCUAAUUUUUAAGACCCAGUUUUAUUUCCUUUUCUCUUAAUUGUGUACAUACUGAACAGUUCUUUAUUUUUGUAAUAUGAUGUUAUUGCAUGCCUCUGUUCCUUCUACUCCCUGUCUGCCCAGUGAAUCCUCUUGACUCAGGGCAGAUGUCAUUUCCUUUGUGAAGCCUUCACCUCUCACGCCAGUUCAGGCUCAUGUCCCUGAUGCCAAAAAUACAUCUACUCUUCCCUCUAACUCUGGUAAGGUCAUUCUGGAGUGAUGUGAUGGAUUCUGCACAGAGCUUCAUAACCUCUUCGUGGACUUUUUAUCUUCAAGCUGAUGAUGGGAAAAUAGUUAUCUUCCAGUCUAAGCCAGAAAUCCAGUAUGCACCACAGUUGGAGCAGGAGCCUACAAAUUUGAAAGAAUCGUCAUUAAGCAAAAUGUCCUCAGAUCUGCAAAUGAGAAGUUCACAAGCACACAGGAAUUAUCUUGAAGAUGGAGAAAGUGAUGGAUUUUUAAGAUGCCUUUCUCUUAACUCCGGGUGGAUUUUAACCACAACUCUUGUCCUCUCCGUGAUGGUGUUGCUCUGGAUUUGCUGUGCGACUGUUGCUACAGCUGUGGAGCAGUAUGUUCCCUCUGAGAAGCUGAGUAUCUAUGGUGACUUGGAAUUUGUAAAUGAACAAAAGCUAAACAGAUAUCCAGCUUCUUCUCUUGUGGUUGUUAGAUCUAAAACCGAAGAUCACGAAGAAGCAGGGCCUCUACCUACAAAAGUGAAUCUUGCUUAUUCGGAAAUUUAAGUGUUUUUUAAAAAGAAGUGUAAUAGACAUCUAAAUUUCCAUUCCUCAUAGUGCUUUUAAAAAUGGUUACAUUGGAUAUAGGGCUUAAAAAUCACUAUUAAAUGCAAAUAAAGUUACCCAAAUCGUGAAGACUGUAUUUGCUGUAACUUUACCUGUAAUUUUUUUCUAGUAAUUUAAGAGAUGGCUAUUUGGGAUUGUAUUUUUAUUUUACUAAUAUCUGUAGCUAUUUUAAUUUUUAUUUGCAUUGGUUUUGUUUGUUUUCCUUUCUUAGCCAAAUUCUUUGAGCUGACCAGUGUUCUUCCCCUCCUCCUACCAUUAUACUGUCAAUCACCUUAGUUAAUAAGCUGAAUACUCAGUAGAAUAUAAUGCUUCUGCUCAGAAAUGGCCCACAAUUUGUAAUUUGAAAUUUAACAGAAAAUGCCCUUUACUACACUACAUUUUCAGUUGUAUUGAACCGAAGUCAUUAAAAUUUUAUUUGAAUAA
This is a messenger RNA of Camelus dromedarius (Arabian camel), 1529 nucleotides long. RefSeq names its product transmembrane protein 59 (gene TMEM59). The transcript is spliced from 6 exons. The coding region runs from base 465 to 1046 and encodes 193 amino acids. The record is from RefSeq and is a predicted model, not a curated record. Gene Ontology annotation, biological process: positive regulation of autophagy. NCBI's taxonomy places the organism in Eukaryota, Metazoa, Chordata, Mammalia, Artiodactyla, Camelidae. Gene Ontology annotation, cellular component: lysosome; late endosome.